Magallana angulata is the source of this 868-nucleotide messenger RNA. RefSeq lists its product as uncharacterized. NCBI's taxonomy places the organism in Eukaryota, Metazoa, Mollusca, Bivalvia, Ostreida, Ostreidae. The record is from RefSeq and is a predicted model, not a curated record. The transcript is spliced from 4 exons. The coding region runs from base 226 to 702 and encodes 158 amino acids.
CAAAGCCAAACUUGAGCACGAAGUAUGUGACGGUUUCUUCGGAAAACGACACAGAAAUUUAUAGGUAGCAAACCUCUAAAUGCAGAGGGAAAAAAAUCGAUACAACCUCUCAGGCAAAGUGAUUUUUACAGCCUCCAUAAAACUCGAGCCAAAUGUCUGCUGUGUGACACUUUCAUUAAAGACUCCGAGAAAGAAGAUGACGUUUUGGAUUUCUAUCGAGAACAGAUGAAUUUCACGACGGCGGAACCGGAAACAGAAUUUCAUUCAGAACGAGUGACGACUCCAUAUCUAUUAUACAACUCUUUCUCACUACCAAAGAAAAAUGAAGUCGACGUGGUAGGGCUGGGAGUCGGUGUCUUCUUUUGUGUCCUUGGCGUUACCUUGGUGAUCUACUGCAUUACGAGGGCGUCCGGCUGUUACGGGAGUGGGAGAACUCCAUCCGCAGAAAUCAAAAUAACCUACUUUGAGGAUGAUGCCAUUACCGGCAUUGCUGUUCCUGUAGAUAUGAAGAGUGAAAGCACUUCUGAUGAUAAAAGCAGGCCGACCCUGGAUACGCUGGAAAUACCACGCGAACACAACAUGUACUCCCUCCCGCCAAACGUGUUCCCCGAGCCCAGCAUGGAGACAGACUGUUUUAUACAUCAGGAAAAGCCCACGGAAAGUGACACAAUUGUCGGCUUAAAACGAAUGGGAAUACUGUAAACCAUGGACUAUUUUGUCAUUUUUUUUUCUCAGACACCAAUUCACUUACAUGUAUCAUUGUCAAAUCCUUUGCAUAGCUACGUUUGUUUAUUUGUAACUGACUAGAAGGCCAGUGAUAAAGCAAUAACGCAUAAUAUGACCUUAAUUCUUCGACCUAUAAAACGAA